Messenger RNA from Manis javanica (Malayan pangolin), 4177 nucleotides. RefSeq names its product chordin like 1 (gene CHRDL1). Lineage: Eukaryota; Metazoa; Chordata; Mammalia; Pholidota; Manidae. Gene Ontology annotation, molecular function: BMP binding. The record is from RefSeq and is a predicted model, not a curated record. Gene Ontology annotation, biological process: negative regulation of BMP signaling pathway; cell differentiation.
UGGGAAAGUCGCCGGCUGAGUCUCACACUUUCUCCGGAUUUCUUAACUUUCGGGUCGGGGGAGCAGGAAUAAAGCCGCCGAGCUAGGCGCGGAGGGGGUGCGGGCUCGCAGCGGCUGCGUGCUCGCAGACUUCCCGCCUGCGCCCAGCGGCCGGCCUCUGGGGCCAAGUGGGCAACGGGCGGCGGGCAGGCAGGUGGACCCGGGCCGCCGCGCCCGCGCCUUGGCUCUGCCCCCGGGAGCCGAGCGAGCCGCUGCUCCCUCGUGGUGUGAGGGCGGUGAUGUUUUUCCUCCCACCCACUUUUGAGUUCCCCCUCCCCCCUCGCGCGCACUCUAGCUCUCGCCACAACCUGCGAGCCCCAGACCUCGGAGGAGCGUCCCGAGGAGCUCGGAGCGCGUGCAUGCGUGGAAGACGGAGGAAGCCAGUGGCCAGCUUGAGUACAUCCGGCCCUGAAAGUUUUGAGUUACCUUUCGCAGUGGCCAAAAUGAGGAAAAAGUGGAAAAUGGGAGGCAUGAAAUGCAUCUUUCCCUUGUUGCUGUUCUUUCUUUCCCUAGAAGGAAGCAAAACAGAGCAAGUAAAACAUUCAGAGACAUAUUGUAUGUUUCAAGACAAGAAGUACAGAGUGGGUGAGAGAUGGCAUCCUUACCUGGAACCUUAUGGGUUGGUUUACUGCAUCAACUGCAUCUGCUCGGAGAAUGGCAAUGUGCUUUGCAGCCGAGUCAGAUGUCCAAGCCUUCAUUGCCUCUCUCCAGUGCAUAUUCCUCAUCUCUGUUGCCCUCAUUGCCCAGGUCCUGUCUCCAACCUCGUCUCUCCUCCGGCCGUCCCAGAGUCAGAGACCACAGUCGUUCAGAAAGAAGACUCCUUACCCCCAGCGAACAAUAAGGUGACCAGCAAGUCAUGUGAGUACAACGGGACUACUUACCAACAUGGUGAGCUGUUCAUGGCAGAAGGGCUCUUCCAGAACCGUCAACCCAAUCAGUGCACCCAAUGCAGCUGUUCGGAGGGAAAUGUGUACUGUGGUCUCAAGACUUGCCCCAGGUUAACCUGUGCAUUUCCAGUCUCAGUUCCGGAUUCCUGCUGCCGGGUAUGCAGAGGAGAUGGAGAAUUGUCGUGGGAACACUCUGAUGGCGAUAUCUUCCGGCAGCCUGCCAACAGAGAAGCAAGACAUUCUUACCACCGCUCUCACUAUGAUCCUCCACCAAGCCGACACGCUGGAGGUCUGCCCCGCUUUCCUGGGGCCAGAAGUCACCGGGGAGCUCUGAUGGAUUCCCAGCAAGCAUCAGGCACCAUCGUGCAGAUUGUCAUCAAUAACAAACACAGGCAUGGACAAGUGUGUGUUUCCAAUGGAAAGACCUAUUCCCAUGGCGAGUCCUGGCACCCGAACCUCCGGGCGUUUGGCAUUGUGGAGUGUGUGCUGUGCACUUGUAACGUCACCAAGCAAGAGUGUAAGAAAAUCCACUGCCCCAGUCGAUAUCCCUGCAAGUAUCCUCAAAAAAUAGACGGAAAGUGCUGCAAGGUGUGUCCAGGUAAAAAGGCAAAAGAAGAGCUUCCUGGCCAAAGCUUUGACAGCAAAGGCUACUUUUGUGGAGAAGAAACAAUGCCUGUGUAUGAAUCUGUGUUCAUGGAAGAUGGGGAGACCACCAGAAAAAUAGCCCUGGAGACGGAGAGACCACCUCAGGUAGAGGUCCAUGUGUGGACCAUUCGGAAGGGCAUUCUCCAGCAUUUCCAUAUUGAGAAGAUCUCCAAGAGGAUGUUUGAGGAGCUCCAUCACUUCAAGCUGGUGACUAGGACAACCCUGAGCCAGUGGAAGAUAUUCACUGAAGGAGAAGCUCAGAUCAGCCAGAUGUGUUCAAGUCGUGUGUGCAGAACAGAGCUUGAAGAUUUGGUCAAGGUUUUGUACCUGGAAAGGUCUGAGAAGGGUCACUGUUAGACGAGACAGACAGUAUUGCAUAGGGUAAAGCAAGAAAACUCAAGCUGCAGCUGGACUGCAGGAUUAUUUUGCUUAAGUCAACAGUACCCUAAAACCCCAAAUUCCAACACAGUUAAUUAUUCACGCCAUGCACAGCAUCACUCGCUCCUUUAUGUGGAGUGGUGUGUCAGCCCUUAAACAUCUCCUCCAAAAAGACUAGAAGAGUCUUGAAUUAUUCGUGGGAGGAAGAGGGAUAGAACACCACCACAGCACUCUAGUUUCUGGGAGAAUCACAUUUCUUUACAGGUUAAAGAGGAAACAGAACCCCAAGGUCUCUGUCUGGAAAGUCAUUCCAGUGAAAGAAGGAGGAGAGAAUUGCUUAGUAGGAGUUCUGUAGUACAGAGAAAAUACUUGUAUGAAAGUGUAAUCUUCGAAUUUUAGAAUGUCUUGUGUUUUUUACAAAAAUGAAUUCCCCAUCCUCACAUACACAGACAUGCACACACACACACACACACACACUAAACUACAACCUUCAUUCUGAGGCAAGGCUAAUAUACACUCUCCCUUCCUUUCCAUUGCCUGGCUCCCAAGUAGCUUGGAGGUUGUGGGUACCCAGGAGGAUGAAUAAGGAAUUGUGAGCAGAGGGCUCUGUCCUUAGGUCAGUGGGGUGGUGGUUGAGGUCACUGGCUAUGAUGGCAGGGUGAAGAAUAAGAACACCAUUUCAUGGUCACAUUCAGUUUGAAGCAGUAAAUAACUUUUCCCUAAUGAUAUGACUUUUUCUUUUCUCCCUGAACCUGUGGGGCCUCCAUAAAGAAGCUGGAAUUGGGGAAGAUUUUCAGAAACUGAGUCCAUAUUAGACAAAAUAAUUCUUGAUGAAAGGAGCUGAUAGAACUCAACAAGUCCAUCUCUGUGUUUUCAAGUCAAUAAAACUCACCAAUUAACAGCUCAAUACUCACUCAUUUUCUUGAGGCCAUAGUUCUUCAGUCCAAAAAUACAGGUUUAAUAUUAAAUUAUAAAAGCUCCUUGAAAGGGCAGUUUCCCUUCUCCAAUUACAGGAGCUGAUUUUUACUUUGCAAAGCAGAUCAUCUUUACAAGCUUCUCUGAAUGUUGGCUCUUUAGUUAGGAGAAUUAGUGCUCAUUUGGGGAGAUAGGAAUUCUGACAAAGGUCAUUAUCCUCUAAACCUUCCUCCCAUCCUCAUCUCAUCACCAAGCAUGGACUUGAAUCAUGGAUCUUAGAGACGGCUGCUCUGAAAAUGUCAAUAUUUGCAGCCCAAUACCAGAACAGAAAUUAUUCUGAGACCUGGCUUUAGAAAUCAUCUUUGUGGGAAAAACGAUAAAUUCUCCACAGCAAGGAUCUCAAGCCUGCCUUCUAUAUCUGUUGCCUCUGAGGGGCAUGAAUGAACUCUAGUGAGUACUUAGAAAUAUUAAGGACCCAGAAAUCUCAUAUUUCCUAGUCCAUGACCAUAGGUGAGAGGAACAUGAACAUGUUUUUCCUUAGAGUAUUUGAUACCAAUAGAGAAAAAUGUAAAAGGGUCCAGUCUUUGCAGCAAUCUAGCAUAAAGGAGUCUAUUCUGAUAAAAGAUACAGGGCCCUGUGGCCAGGUCUUCAUGGAUGAGCGCCCCACCAGCCCCUCACACACACCUCCUCCUCAGGAAAGGGAGGUAGGACAUCUGAGCUGAAAGGCCACAGAGCAUUAUUGCAGGAAGGGUGUUAAGAAGCCUCUGCCUGCCUCCCAGAGGUGGCAGUAUUUCCAUAGGGUGGAAACAAGGAACGGGAUCCUGAAGCAGAGGUAAUUUCCCUUCCUGAUGACUCACUCCAAAGCCUUCCCACCCAGGUGUUCUCUGAAAACUCAACCUUAAGGGAACACCCAGAGAGCUUCCCUAGACAGACUCUUGCCCCCAGGUGCCAGGACACACCCUUACAAACCGCUGUGUGAGGCAGGAGCUGGGGAGCCGCGCUAGGCCAGCACAGACACCUGCCGGUGGUUGGUGUUGUACAGGCCUAGGCCGCAGGGAGAAGAGGCCAAGCCGCCUGUAGUUAGUAGAGAGGAAUGGAUGUGGUUCUUCUUGUGUAUUUAUUUGUAUCAUAAACACUUGGAACAACAAAGACCAUAAGCACCAUUUAGCAGCUGUAGCCAUUUUAUAGUUAACUCACAUAAACAAGUAAUUACCCUUUCACUCUUACAGGACAUGUACCUAAAUAUGGUACUUAUUUAUGUAGUCACUGUAUUUCUGGAUUUUUAAGUUAAUAAAAAGGCUAAUUUUGAAAAA